Melanaphis sacchari is the source of this 2961-nucleotide messenger RNA. RefSeq names its product tubulin polyglutamylase TTLL4-like. Gene Ontology annotation, biological process: microtubule cytoskeleton organization; protein polyglutamylation. NCBI's taxonomy places the organism in Eukaryota, Metazoa, Arthropoda, Insecta, Hemiptera, Aphididae. The transcript is spliced from 17 exons. Gene Ontology annotation, cellular component: cilium. Gene Ontology annotation, molecular function: tubulin-glutamic acid ligase activity; tubulin binding. The record is from RefSeq and is a predicted model, not a curated record. The coding region runs from base 1 to 2961 and encodes 986 amino acids.
AUGAUCAAUAAUUCUGAAUGUGAUGGAUCCGUACCAGAAAAUUGUAUUUGUCCCAGAUGCAAUGUUCAUAUGAAUAAAAUAAAAAAACCUCAACUAUUUGAUACUCGCAAAGAACAUAAUACAUUUUCAUCAGAUGGCAUUAAAGAACGCCGAUGUUCUAUAGAUCGUUUACAAACUGUUCGUUCCAAUAUGCAUAAAACAAGGAAUCAUAAUUCGGAAAAAUUACUAGAAUUAAAUCCCUAUUUAAUUUUGGAUACUGAUCCAACAUUGAAAAAUUUAAACUUUUCAAAUCCAUUAUCCAGAUAUCCUCAUUCAUUUGGCGAUAAAAAGAAAAAUAAUACAACACAAUCUAAGUAUGAACUAGAACAGAAUGGUAGACGCGAUGAUCCGUUUCAAUAUCAUAAUAAUUCAAAACAAUUGUUAAAAAAUAAUGAGAAUCAUGUAGAUCAAGAGGACUUAAAAAAAAUUGAUCUAUUUAAUCAUGCGUCAAUUAAGAAGUACGAUAUGCAUACAAAACAGCCAUCUGUUAAUCAUCAAUGCGAGAUAUUACCGACGGUUCCUUCGAAGUCUCUUCAUAUGUCUACAAGUUAUUCGCAAAAAAAAGAAUGCUCAUCUACAACCAUAAAUUGUGAUUUGAAUAUUACAAUUAAUCCUAAGAAUAAAGAUAUUAUGGAUAUUCCACAUCAGAAAACGCUUGUCAACCAUUUACAAACAGCUACAUUUAUGCCUGUAGAAUUAAAAGAAACAUUGAAACCAAUGAAAAUUAUUAAAGAUACAUCCAAAGUAAAAGAAUCAUUAAUGAUUAUUAAAGAAGACAAACAUAUUAUCGAAAAAACAAGUCCAAAUCCAAAAUUAAUACUUAAUAGUGAUAUCAAUGAAAAACAAAAAUCAAAAUCAUCUGAUAAAAACAAUAAAGUAUUAACUCCUAAAACUAGAAAGCAAACUGAUAAUGUAAAUAAUACAUCCGUGUUUCCUGUUAAUUCAUUAAGAACGCACGUGGAUUUAACAUCGGAAAAUGCUCGAAUAAGCUUAGAAUCUCCGGUAGACGUUAGUAUAAGAACAGAACAAGAGUUUAUGAUUAAUGAACCAAAUAAAUUAACUUUCGACCGUUUGUUUUCAAGUACUCCAAAACAAAAAGAUAAUUUUGAAUAUCAUUCAGCCUUAAGACCAAGUUUAUUUUCUAAUAUGCCACCAUACAUACGAUUUUCUUCACAUGAUAUUAAAGGCGAAUCUUUUCCAUUAUCGUUACAAAAGUUAUUAAAAUGGAAAUUAAGUUCUAUAACACCAAUUAUUGUCCGUCGAACUAUUCAAAAUAGUGGUUUUAAAUUCGUAAGAAGUGAACAUUGUUUAGUUCAAAAUACAACUGAUCCUUCUAUCGUAUCUAAUCAAUCUAAUGCCGUUUCUUUACAAAAUCACUGUGGUGUUACACCUCCUAUUAUUGAUGCUUUCUGUGGUGUAGCUCCUCCGCCUAAUGAAUUAAUGAUGUUACCCCGAUCACAAUCGAAUGAUUGGGUCGGAACUUGGGGUAAACAUAUGAAAUCGUUAGGUUUUAAAACACUUUGGGAACAGCAAAAACUUAACCAUUUUCCGGGUACUUUUCAAAUUGGUCGUAAAGAUAGGUUGUGGAAAAACUUGCAACGUUUAAUGUCAAAAUAUGGUAAGGAACAUUUUGGCUUUAUACCCACAUCAUAUAUAUUACCUCAAGAAACCAGACUUUUACGACAAGUUUGGGAGAAAAAUGAUGAAGAUAAAUGGAUUAUUAAGCCGCCAGCAUCAGCUAGAGGAUCUGGAAUUCGUGUCGUAUCAAAAUGGGCUCAAGUACCAAAGAAAAUUCCUUUAGUUGUACAAAGGUACAUAGAUAAUCCAUAUUUAAUCAAUGACACCAAAUUUGAUUUAAGACUUUAUAUACUCAUCACUUCAAUCAAUCCACUUCGUCUAUACCUCUAUGAUAAUGGGCUUGUACGAUUUGCUUCAGUUAAGUAUUCAUCUGACCUUAGCACUAUAUGUGAUCGAUAUAUGCAUUUGACAAACUACAGUAUUAAUAGACUUAGUAGCCAGUAUACUGAAAAUGAAGAUGCUAAUGCAUGUCAAGGUCAUAAAUGGACGUUACGAUCAUUAUGGACGUAUAUGGAGAACGAACUCAAAGUUGACGUUAAAAAAUUAUGGAAAAGCUUAGAAGAUCUAGUCGUAAAAACUGUCAUUAGUGGUGAAUCACCAAUGAGUCAAAUGUGUUAUUCAAAUCUGAGUAAUAGAUAUAACGCUUAUGAGUUGUUUGGAAUAGAUGUACUGUUCGAUGAAUAUCUUAAACCUUGGAUAUUAGAGGUCAAUAUAUCUCCUUCAUUGCAUUCAUCUUCUCCGCUCGACUUGGCUGUAAAAGGACCUUUGAUUAAAGACCUAAUGAAUAUGGCUGGUUAUCGUAUCCCAAAUAAAAUGUCUCGCAGUACACAUAGUACUUUACUAAAGAUGUUAGGAGUCAAAUCAACACUAUGUUAUGAUAAGAGAUUAUAUACAUUAAAUUUAUCUGCUAAAGAAAAAGAAAAACAAGAAUAUUAUACAAAUAUUGAAUCCAGGGCAGAAUAUAUUGAUAGCAUAUUAGAAGAUUUAUUACCAGAUGAUAUUCGAAAUCUAAUUAUUUAUGAAGAUGAACUUACUCAAAUAGGCUCAUUUCAAAAAGUAUUUCCAACCACUUCAUCUUAUAAAUACCAUCAAUACUUUGAUAGCUCCAGAUAUUAUAAUAUGCUUUUAGAUGCAUGGGAAUGUAAAUAUAGUAAUAAAAGAGGAGAAGGUAUUGCUGUGCUAGAAAAAUUAUGUCAGUUAAAAAUUCACCUAGAAGUGCCAGAAAUUAAUGAACAACCAAAAACUAGCGACAUCCUCCAAGAUACACAAGUAGAAACUGAAAAAAUAUUGGAAAAAUCAGGUGGCGAUAAAAUAACUGACAUUUAUCAAGCGGUCGUCAAGUAA